This is a messenger RNA of Tachysurus fulvidraco (yellow catfish), 764 nucleotides long. Its product is annotated as histone-lysine N-methyltransferase PRDM7-like. Gene Ontology annotation, cellular component: nucleus. The transcript has 3 exons. The coding region runs from base 99 to 698 and encodes 199 amino acids. Lineage: Eukaryota; Metazoa; Chordata; Actinopteri; Siluriformes; Bagridae. The record is from RefSeq and is a predicted model, not a curated record.
AGUUCAGAAUUUGUAGAACCAGAACUACUCUACAAACCCAGAGACAGAUUAUUUAAACACUGUUUUCUUUUCUAUUCCAGGAGCAGCUUGGUGAUGAUAUGCAGAUGGAGCUGUGCAGCACUUCUGAUGGAAGAACAUCGAGAUCAGUGGGACACGACCCCCCUGUGGAGCCGUACAGUGACUGGACAAAACCUCUAAAAAAGGAAGAAACUGAUGAUGAAGAUUAUUUCUGUGGAGCCUCAUCAAGUUCGGUAGAAGUCAUCACUCCUGAGGAACACAAAGGACAUACUGAAGGAUUCCAGAACAUUCUGAAAGAUAAACCUAGACAUGAAGACUAUCUCUAUUGUGAGGAUUGCAAAUCUUUCUAUGUCAACAAGUGUGAGGUUCACGGUCCGGCUCUCUUCAUCCCUGAUGUUGCGGUUCCACUGGGGGUCUCUGACCGAGCCACACAAACCGUUCCUCCAGGUCUAGAGAUUCUGAAGUCCGAAAUUCCAGACUCAGGCCUUGGAGUGUUUAACAAUAGUGACACGAUUCCUGUUGGUGUGCACUUCGGGCCUUACCAGUUAGACACGGUAAAGCAAGAGCAAGCCAUGAACAGCAGCUGCUCCUGGGUGGUGAGAGAGCUUCAUGGUUCUUAUGAUAGUUCCAUUGAGAUGGUCAUUUAUGUGGUUUCUUUGUGUCAUGACAUUAUAUUUUAAAUUUGAUCAACACUGCUCGCUGUACAGUUCACACACGCACACACAAACAUGUAUAUACACACAUAC